GACACAACGGAGAGCACUUUUUUUUGGUGAUUGUGGGGACCUUGUGUGGCUCCGAGCAUUUCCCUCCGUCCCGCCGGUUGAGUUUAACGUGUCGGACCAGCGUUGGCCGCCGUCACCUGCUGGACAUUAUUUAUAACCGGCAACAAAAUUGGAUGGGACGCAGACGCACACACGGGCAAGACAAUCCCGGAAAUAACAUGCGUACUCUCAGCCUGUCACGUACGCUCGCUGUGGAUUUGCAUUGCUGUAGGCUGCCGUGCUAUCCUACACAGCCAAAAUGUUUAUAAGACGGAUGCAAACAAAUGUGCAGCUUGAGAGCAUUAAAUGAGAGCAACGGUUGAAAUGAAAGCAAGUAGCCUAGAAGAGGACCUGGAUAUGAAACUUGUAGUGGCUGUGGCAAAGAUCCUCUGCAUCAGAGAAAGCAGUGGCUCAGCUAGAAAAUGAAGAGUGGACGUGAGCUACGUGCGCAUCCAGCAGAUGACGAGAUGAAAUGGAGAGCUUGGGACACACGGACCUUUUAAACCCAAGCUCUUCCCGCGGACAGCAGCUCGUCUCUGGAGCGGCUGAGGUUCAACACACUUGCCGAGCGGACAUGGGGCUUAACGGCUUUUACACGGUGCCGGUCGGGAGUCCAACGGCCGCGGAGUUACUUGCGGGUCUGGCCUCUCAGACCGACUCCCCCGCAAUCACAACCCCGACGAAGCAGUCCAAAACCGGCGUGCCUCUCUACAACGGCGGCGUGGUGUCUCCGUCUGCCACGGUGGAGGGGAGCCACGCGGGCGUUUUGGCUCACACACCAAACGGUCACCCGGCCCCACUGAAGGGGGUGGCGGUGGUGACUGACGGCGCUAAAUACCCCCUCACCAGCAGAGCCUGUUUGGUGGAGAAGAACAGGACAGCUCAUGAGACAGCUCAUGAGAAAUGCCCUUUAGUGAUGAGGAGGAUCAAUGGUGACCUGAAGGCCAGACAGGUACAACAACAGAAACGGAGAGAUGGGAAGAACCGGGACAUUGGGUCAGGAACUCUUAAUGGCCUCAUAAUAGGGUCACCCGGUUUAGAGAGUUCUGUGGACUCGGGUUUUGCUUCUGGAGACUCAGACUUUAAGCGGAGAAGGUUGGCAGAUGGAAGUGUUGCUCACAAAUCUUCAGAGGCCUCCAGAGUGGCCCGAGCUGUCGCUCCGGUCACAGUCAACUGCAGCCACAGUUUCAAUAACAACCAAAUGACAAACAAUCAUGUGCACUGUGUCACUCCCCAAUCUCCCUUCACCCCUCCUGCCCCUCAGACCAACCAGCACAACGGAUAUAAGGUGGCAUCCCUAGGCCCGCCAGUUUCCCCCAGCCAGAACUCCCCCCUUGAGGGUAAGUGCACACCAACUCCACAGCCUUCUGCAGGGUCUGGCUGGUCAGCAGAGCGCAUAGCCCAGCAGUACAUCGUCCCCUGCAUGAAAUACUAUGGCAUCUGUGUGAAGGAUACCUUCCUGGGCUCUCAGCUGGGCGACAGGGUGCUGCAGGAGGUGGAGGUCCUAAACCGCAGCGGGAAAUUUCGUGGCGGGCAGCUGGUGAGCCAGAAGAGCAUUCCCUCACGGAGCAUCCGGGGCGACCAGAUCGCCUGGGUGGAGGGAGGAGAACCUGGGUGCGAGAGCAUCGGGGUGCUGAUGGCUCACAUUGAUGAGGCCGUCAUGUACAGCGCUGCCAAUGGACAGCUGGGGAACUGUGUCAUCAAUGGACGCACUAAGGCAAUGGUUGCCUGUUACCCAGGUAACGGGGCAGGGUACGUCCGCCAUGUUGACAACCCUAAUGGUGAUGGACGUUGCAUCACGUGUAUCUACUAUCUCAACAAGAACUGGGAUGCCAAGACACAAGGUGGGUUGCUGCAGAUCUACCCUGAAGGCAAAAAUGUGGUAGCCAACAUCGAACCUCUGUUUGACCGGCUGCUCAUCUUCUGGUCUGACCGCAGGAACCCACACGAAGUCAAGCCAGCCUACGCCACUCGCUAUGCCAUCACAGUCUGGUACUUUGAUGCCAAAGAGAGAGCUGAGGCUAAAGAGAAGUAUAGAUUGGCAACAGGACAGAAAGGUGUUCAAGUGCCUGUCACUCAAAACAGUAGGACAUAAAUCUCAUCUAAUCACUGGAGAGCACUCCAAAUGCAUUAUGUGCCUUCCUGAACUGCUAAUGGACGUCAUGAUCAUAAAAGGAGACACCAUUAAACUGUCACUCAUCGUUGCAGCUCCGUGCCACUUUUACAGUGUCAGCUGUCAGAUUCACAUCAUGGGCUGUGAUGUAAUGUUUUCCUGCCAUGUGAUUGGGCCGCUGAUCAAAAGACAUUGUAGAUGUAGAGCACAACGGACUGGAUCGCGUGGCAGAGGUGAGAUCCCAAUUACACGUCAUGGCAAAAGAAGAGAGUAACUUUGACGUCUCGCUGAAUCGUGUGUACACAGCAAACUGAAGAAAAUGGUCUCCUUAAUUUUAUUUUGUUGCAGUUUUGCCUGUUCAGUUAUCAGUGAAAUUGUGAUGUAUUGAGAAAUCUUAGUUUUACCCUGCUCUCUAAUUUUCAUUUCAAACAUAAGGAGUAUACAUGAUGAAUCAGUAGACACACAGUGGGGAAAUGGUGCACAGUAGAAAAAAGUGGCGUCAUCCCUGAAAUUCCUUAUUUCCCCUUGUCUCAUGAUGUGGGCACGUAUAUACAUGUGGUCAGUGUAAAGACUGAGGCACAGAAAGGAAAUAGCCUUAGACAAGGCAUCAAGCUGUUGUUGGGCAUGAUACAGUGGAAAGUUGCCAAAUGGCACUCAGUCAGUCAGUCAGUCUUGGCUCAAGCACUAAAUCUAAACAUUACAGGGGUGUUCAAUAUAGCACACUAAGUAGAGUUCAGGAAGUAUUCCAGGAAUGUUAUUUUUUAAUUUUCUGGCCAAGACAAAAACACCUUUUGCAACAGCCUCAAAAUGUUAGUGUGACAAUUAAAUGUCCAUGCUGGAUGAUUUUAUGUGUAUUAUGAUGUGUACUGCUCUUUGUAUGACUGAAAUACACAGCUCACACUUGAGGCAAGAUGUCCAGUUAAUGGGGUCAAAACAGGGUUCGAUGAAUCAGUGUGUUUUUCGUAUUGGAAUGCGUGCGUGCAUGUGUGUUCACUUGCUCAUUAACCUGUAUGCAUAUCUAUCUUGAAGAUAGAAACAGUAUGUAUCACCAGUGUAUACACUGUCAGAGAAACCAUCUGGCCAAACAAACACACACACCUGUCCACUUAAGACCAUUAACAGUAUAAAGCACAGCGUUAGGCACACACUGUAUGGGGACUGCAGGGUCAAACUACUGCCUGCUCAUGUGUGGGAUUGAGUACUUGCACAUGGAUGUGACAAUUUCCACUGUCUCAGUGAGGGUUGCAGACAUUGUCUCGGUGUAUUUAAGAUUGGUUAAAGAGAAGGUUAUUUUAAUUAGCACUUUAUUGCUUGACAUGCCAUAUGUGAAUGAUAGAAAAAAAAUACAACUAAACAUGUAGACUAAUGCCUUUUAUGCUGUGGAUAAUAUGGUCAUUCAAAUGCAAUAGAAACUAAAACAGUGACAACAAAUGGAAAUUGUUUGCCUAUUGUUAUUUUUUAUUUUGGCGUAUUUAAUUAAAACCUGUCUGUUUUUGUACACAAACAUAAUAAUUUUUAAUCAAUUUGCUGGGAAAAACCUUAACUGAUUCCCAGUUUUAUUGAGCUUGGGAGAUGAGACCAAGAGAGCAGCACCAGGAGUAUUUUCAAAAUGAAAUACUAUCAAUCACUUGCUACAUCAAAAUACAGUAACUAAUUGCAGGAAAUACUGUGAAUAUCAGAAACCAAGUGUGUCGUCAAUUUGGAUGUGACAUUAGGCUAAAAUAAACAUUGCUAGCCCUGUAUCAACCACAAAUGAGAUAAUUUUUUAGUCUUACUCUGAAGGAAAGUACACCCACGCUCUUGUGUAAUUAAGAUCUGAUUUAAGAGACAAAAAGCAAAAACAAAUGAAAGCACCAAGUUUUUUUUUUUACCUGAGUAGUGCUGUGCAGUGAAGAGUGACCACUUUUAUGGUUAUAAAUAACCUUUGUGCUUUGUGUGACAAAUGGUGCAGGACACAGGGAGGCAUGUUAAACAUAAUGAUCAAAUACUGGCAUAAAAGAGGAUUUUUUGUUCUGGCUUAAUGACGUGAACUGUUCUUUAAAUGCCUUGAAAAUGUACAUACUGUAUAGUACGCUAUGUAUAGUACAUAUCCAUGAUGUUGAAAACAGAUGUUGAAACCUAUUUUUCAAGGUUAAAACAACUCCGCAGUAUCUGGAAACAGAGAAAGUUAAAUUUGCCCUUCUGACUCACAAUGUAAAUGGUAACUAAGAGCUUGCUUGCUCUGCAUUACAGAGUAAAUGAUUAAAGUCAAACUAUCA
This is a messenger RNA of Micropterus dolomieu (smallmouth bass), 4389 nucleotides long. RefSeq names its product egl-9 family hypoxia-inducible factor 2 (gene egln2). The record is from RefSeq and is a predicted model, not a curated record. Gene Ontology annotation, biological process: cellular response to hypoxia; peptidyl-proline hydroxylation to 4-hydroxy-L-proline. Bases 491 to 2113 code for a protein of 540 amino acids. Gene Ontology annotation, cellular component: cytoplasm; nucleus. Lineage: Eukaryota; Metazoa; Chordata; Actinopteri; Centrarchiformes; Centrarchidae. The transcript is spliced from 6 exons. Gene Ontology annotation, molecular function: ferrous iron binding; L-ascorbic acid binding; peptidyl-proline 4-dioxygenase activity.